This is a messenger RNA of Sinocyclocheilus rhinocerous, 2329 nucleotides long. Its product is annotated as polyadenylate-binding protein 1-like. NCBI's taxonomy places the organism in Eukaryota, Metazoa, Chordata, Actinopteri, Cypriniformes, Cyprinidae. The record is from RefSeq and is a predicted model, not a curated record. The coding region runs from base 445 to 2151 and encodes 568 amino acids. The transcript is spliced from 14 exons. Gene Ontology annotation, molecular function: RNA binding.
CUUCAGAGACGUACUUCCGCUUCUCUCCCCCUACCUUCUUGUGCGGUGCGAGAGAGAGCGCGUGUGCCUCAGAGCCUCGGCACACAUCUUAUAUAAAAAAUCAAAAAUACCCAAAAAAAAAUUCACAAAACAGAAAAAAUACCAACAAAAAUUCAACUUUUAUUACCGAAGACCUCGGUGAAGCAGGAUCCGCGGACAGGUUUGAGGAGUUUAAUCGCAGGGCAGCACCGCAGUAGGCCUGAGGAGAUUUUUAAUCAUCGAUACCGCCAAAACAUCGACGCCAAAUCGGUACCAAACGCGUUUUAAUUCGUCUUUGAGUCUGUUCUUUAAGAGUAUUUAACCGUGUGACGGUCUUCGAGGAGGAAAGCGAGCAGUUUUGGUCUCGUCCGUUCGCGUGUGUUCAAUCAGGUCCGCGUCUCCAGCUCUUCGCUCUGCUGUGUGAAGAUGAACCCCAGCGCGCCCAGUUACCCGAUGGCUUCUCUGUAUGUGGGCGAUCUGCACUCGGACGUGACCGAGGCCAUGCUGUACGAGAAGUUCAGUCCAGCCGGGCCCAUCCUCUCCAUCCGGGUCUGCAGGGACAUGAUGACCCGCCGCUCGCUCGGUUACGCCUACGUCAACUUCCAGCAGCCCGCCGACGCCGAGCGCGCCUUGGACACAAUGAACUUUGACGUGAUCAAGGGCCGGCCCCUCCGCAUCAUGUGGUCCCAGCGAGACCCGUCACUGCGCAAGAGCGGCGUGGGAAACAUCUUCAUCAAGAAUCUGGACAAGUCCAUCGACAACAAGGCCCUCUACGACACGUUCUCUGCCUUCGGCAACAUUCUGUCCUGCAAGGUGGUUUGCGAUGAGAACGGCUCUAAAGGAUACGGCUUUGUUCACUUUGAGACCCAUGAGGCUGCAGAAAGAGCCAUUGAGAAAAUGAACGGCAUGUUGCUCAAUGACCGCAAAGUGUGUCCAGCGCUGAGCAUUCGUGUCAUGACCGACAACGGCGGCAAAUCUAGAGGCUUCGGCUUCGUCAGCUUUGAGAGGCACGAGGACGCCCAGAGGGCUGUUGAUGAGAUGAAUGGAAAAGAGCUGAACGGGAAGCAGGUGUACGUGGGUCGCGCUCAGAAGAAGGGAGAGCGUCAGACGGAGCUCAAGCGCAAGUUUGAGCAAAUGAAGCAGGACCGCAUGACUCGCUACCAGGGAGUCAAUCUCUACGUGAAAAAUCUGGACGACGGCCUCGAUGACGAACGUCUGCGUAAAGAAUUUGCUCCGUUUGGCACCAUCACCAGCGCUAAGACGAAUCCAGUCAAAGCCGUGACGGAGAUGAACGGUCGUAUCGUGGCCACCAAGCCGCUGUAUGUGGCUCUGGCUCAGAGGAAGGAGGAGCGUCAGGCACAUCUCACCAGUCAGUACAUGCAGAGGAUGGCUAGCGUCAGAGCCGUGCCCAACCCUGUCCUCAACCCCUACCAGCCAGCGCCACCAUCCGGAUACUUCAUGGCCGCUAUUCCACAGGCUCAGAAUCGUGCUGCUUACUAUCCCACCAGUCAGCUCGCUCAGCUCCGCCCCAGUCCUCGCUGGGCCACUCAGGGUGUCCGCCCUCAGCAUUUCCAGGGCAUGCCCAACACCAUCAGGCCCUCGGCGCCCCGUCCGCAGACCUUCGGCGCCAUGCGUCCCGCCUCGCAGGUCCCACGGGUGAUCGCGCCCCAGCGCAUGGCGUCUCAGGCCAUGGGCCCUCGUCCCUCCAUUGCAGGUGCAGCCACAGGAACAGCUCAGGUGAGAGGAGUGCCGCAGUACAAAUACGCACCUGGAGUCCGCAACCCACAGCAGCACAUGCCCACUCAGCCGCAGGUGCCCAUGCAACAGCCUGCUGUCCACGUUCAGGGUCAGGAGCCUCUGACGGCGUCCAUGUUGGCUGCCGCCCCUCCACAAGAACAGAAGCAGAUGCUGGGUGAGCGUCUGUUCCCGCUCAUCCAGAACAUGCAUCCCAGUCUGGCUGGAAAGAUCACCGGAAUGCUGCUGGAGAUCGACAACUCUGAGCUGCUGCACAUGCUGGAGUCUCCGGAGUCCCUGAGGUCAAAGGUGGAUGAAGCAGUAGCGGUGCUGCAGGCUCAUCAGGCCAAAGAAUCUGCCCAGAAACCAGUCCCCAGCACCGCUGUGCCGGCCGUCUAACACCAGAAUGGUUCUCUUCGGCCCUGUCUUCACCAAGAGGGACACGGUACAAAAAAAAAAAAGUGAAUAAAUAUCGAAAAACAGAAACUCAAACAGAAAAAAACAACAACACGAUGACAUCAAAAUGUUUUGCCAGGUUGAGAAACUAACUCUUGACCUUGAUUAUAUUAAAAAAAAU